AUGUCGGCCAUCCAACUUUCCUUCUCCCUCCGCGUCUCGUCCGGCGUCAAGACGGUGCACCUCCUCGGCUCCUGGGACAACUACGUCGGCCAGCUCCCCCUCUCCAAGGACAGGUCAUCGUCCAAGUCGGGCUCCUGGAAGGGCACCUUUCGCUUCCAGAACUCGACCCUCGAGGCUGGCCAGCGCUACUGGUACUACUACAUCAUCGACGGCUACCACGUCGCGCACAACCCCAGCGUCACGUCAACUACGGAGCCGACGACGGGCCGCGAGCUGAACAUUCUCGAUGUGCCCGCGGACAAGCACCGCUCUUCGUCCAAAUCUUCGUCGUCUUCGUCUUCGUCUUCGCACAAGUCCAAGUCUUCGUCUUCGUCGCACAAGUCGUCGUCAUCGAGCAAGAGUUCGUCGUCGUCGUCGUCACGCCACCACUCGUCGUCCUCCUCCAAGGACCACCACCACCGGUCCUCGCGCAACCGGGCGUCCCUGUCCGUGGACAUCCCCAAGGGUCGGCCGCUCUCCGUAUCGCAAAUCCAGGCGCCCAAGCCCAUGUCGCCGCACGCGACCAAGCACAUCCUGGAGUCGGAUUACUGCGACCCCGAGGCGCUCGAGGAGCUUACCGCGCGCUUCGGCAGCACGGGCUUCGACGACGACGAGGCCGUCAUCAUCGCCAACUUUGGCGCCUCGCCUGUUUCGUCGACGGGGUCCUCGCUCUCGUACCGCUCCGACAGCUCGUCGCCCAGUUCGCAGCUCUCCGGGUACAGCACGCCCAGCUCGGACGUCAGCACAUGCACCUGCGAGCGCUACGGCAUCACCCGCAAGGGCGAGCGCGUCAAGCUCGACUGCGGCGGCGCGCACUGCGGCUACGGCGACGAGGCGUCGUCAUGCUCCAGCGGUGCCAGCGAGGACGAAUACGAGUACGAGCCCGAGGCGGUCGAGUACUCGCGUCGCCACCACGGCAGCAGCAGCUCCCGCCGCCACGGCAUCGUUGUCGGCUGA
Purpureocillium takamizusanense is the source of this 996-nucleotide messenger RNA. RefSeq lists its product as uncharacterized. NCBI's taxonomy places the organism in Eukaryota, Fungi, Ascomycota, Sordariomycetes, Hypocreales, Ophiocordycipitaceae. The transcript has a single exon. The record is from RefSeq and is a predicted model, not a curated record. The coding region runs from base 1 to 996 and encodes 331 amino acids.